UCGAGAGACCUUUGAACAAAGGCCAGAAGAAAGAAAAACGAAUUUCGAAUUAUUGUUGAAAAAUUUCCAGUAAGCCAUCAUGGCAGCAAGAAGCGAAAUGGACUUGGAAGACAAUUUGGACAGCUCGACAAGCAGCCAAAUUAGCAAGUCCAAGGAAUCUAGUUCGGCAUUAGGCAACAAACGAGUGCUCUACACUCCCUUCAAGUUAUUCUUCAGGGACUUUCUGAUACGGGAAGGGAGAAACCCUGAAAGGAACUCCAGCAAGAAACUCCUGAAAAAGGCACUUAAGGCGUGGCGGCAAAUGGAACCGCGAAAAAAACUCCUGUACCAAAUAAUGAUGAGAGUGCAGAUUGCAAAGGAGCGGAAGGUCAGGGAACUGGCACUGAAGAAAAACCCAAAGGAUAAACCAAUGCAGGAUGGGAUCGAGAGCAUCGAAAAAAGAAAGCUUAAGCGCAAAGUCAUACUAGUGGUGCCCUCUUUGAGGAGUAUGCGCCCCAGGAUGGUAGCCCGGCGACCCACUCCGUUGCCCAGUCCCCAAAAAAGAGAGAAAAAUCGUUCAAAGAGAUUGCCUAAAUAUGUUCCCUAUCGCCAAAAAAAACAAGCACCAUUAUUAAAACUGUGAUGAUGGAGUUAUAAACACUUUAUUAAAGUAAUUUUUGCAUUAAA
This is a messenger RNA of Drosophila rhopaloa, 666 nucleotides long. RefSeq lists its product as uncharacterized. Bases 80 to 622 code for a protein of 180 amino acids. The transcript has a single exon. The record is from RefSeq and is a predicted model, not a curated record. Lineage: Eukaryota; Metazoa; Arthropoda; Insecta; Diptera; Drosophilidae.